This is a messenger RNA of Myripristis murdjan (pinecone soldierfish), 3107 nucleotides long. RefSeq names its product component of oligomeric golgi complex 4 (gene cog4). Gene Ontology annotation, biological process: Golgi organization; retrograde vesicle-mediated transport, Golgi to endoplasmic reticulum. Gene Ontology annotation, cellular component: COG complex. The record is from RefSeq and is a predicted model, not a curated record. The coding region runs from base 45 to 2366 and encodes 773 amino acids. Lineage: Eukaryota; Metazoa; Chordata; Actinopteri; Holocentriformes; Holocentridae. The transcript has 19 exons.
UCGCGAGGAGCUGUGACGUCAGCUGCUGUAUCCUGGACACGAAGAUGGCUGACAGCGGCUCCCUGGCAGCGAGGAGGUGCGACUCCGCCGGUGUGUCCAGUGUGAGCAUGGAGGCCAUCUCGGCUCUGACGGAGCUGGAGGACCUGGAGCGGGUUUACCAGCAGCUCUGUGCCGAGGAGAAAGAAGUGGAAGCUGAACUGGACAAACUGGUGGGGCAGCAGGGGAGCAUUCACACCAAGAUGCUGGCUCUGCAGAGGAUGGGGCCCAAUCUGCAGCUGAUUGGAGGAGAUGCCAGUCAGCUGUCAGGCAUGAUCACCUUUACCUGUAGCCUGGCUGAGAACGUCAGCCGCAAAGUCCGACAGCUGGACCUGGCAAAGACACGGCUGUAUAACGUCAUUCAGCGUGCUGAUGACAUCCUUGAUCUGAAGUUCUGCACAGACGGCGUGCAGACAGCGCUGCGGAACGAAGACUACGAGCAGGCCGCUGCCCACAUCCAUCGAUACCUUUCUCUGGACCAGUCGGUCAUUGAGCUGAGCAGGCAGGGAGAGGAAAGCAGCGCCGUGGACGCCAGUCUGACGAUGCUGCAGGAGGCGGAACAGAAACUAAAGGUCAUUGUCGCCGAGAAACUGGAUGAAGCCGUGGCAGCGGUUGACCUGGCACAGGUGGAAAGGUUUUUCAAAAUCUUUCCUCUGCUGGGGCUCCACCAGCAGGGCCUUGCCCGCUUUGGUCAAUACCUCUGCAGCCAGCUGGCCUCUAAAGCUGAGGAAAACCUGCUCUUGGCUACAGGUGGAGACUUGGGUGACAAGAGAGCACCACUGAUAUUUGCUGAUACUCUGACGCUGUUACUCGAAGGCAUUGCUCGUGUGGUUGAGACUCAUCAGCCUAUAGUAGAAACAUACUAUGGUCCCGGCCAUCUGUACACGCUCAUCACUCACCUGCAGCAGGAGUGCGACCGGCAGGCCCAGAAAAUAGUUGACAAGUUCAUCCAGCAGAGAGACUACCUCAACAAGUUUCAGAUUGUCCAGAGCAGCAUGAUGAAGAGUGUGCCAGCUGAGAGGAUCGAGCCCAGGGAGCUGGACCCCGUGUUGAUGGAGGUGACUCUGAUGAACGCAAGAGCCGAGCUCUACUUGCGCUUUUUGCGUCGUCGCAUGAUGGCCGACUUUGAAGUUGGGGACGCCCAGAGCGUCACACAGGAGCAUCAGCAGAAUGUGGAGAAGCUCCUGAAGCAUUGCUUGCUGAGCAGGACGAUGCAGGAGCUGAUUGGCUAUUACAUUCCAAUGGAGGAGUACUACAUGAGGGAGACUGUCAACAAGGCUGUUGCAAUGGAUACAUAUGAAAAAGGUCAGCUGACCUCCAGCAUGGUGGAUGACUGUUUCUACAUCGUGAAGAAGUGCAUCAGCAGAGCCUUGUCCAGCUCCAGCAUCGACUGCCUGUGUGCCAUGAUCAACCACGCAAACUCAGCGCUGGAGUCUGACUUCAGGGAGGUUUUGUAUAAUAAGCUGCGGCAGGGCUUCCCUGCGACCACGCUGCAGGAUAUCCAGCGCGGCGUGAGCAGUGCAGUGAGUCUGAUGCAGAGCAGCUUACAGCAGGGCAAGUUCAACACUCUGGGCAUUGAGAGCGCUGAGAACGCCAAGGCUGCUUUUCUGGUGACUCUAAAUAAUGUUGAGGUGUGCAGUGAGAAUAUCACAACUUUAAAGAGGAACCUCGAGAACGACUGCUCCAAGUUGUUCACGCAGGGCAGCGGUUCUGGCGAGCAAGCCAAGAUUGACAGCUGUUUGUCAGACCUUGUCAACACAUCCAGCAAGUUUAAGGAUCUCUUACAGGAGGGCCUGACUGAAUUGAACACUACUGCCAUAAAGCCUCAGGUGAAACCCUGGAUCAGCAGCUUCCUGUCCAUUUCACACAACAUUGAAGAGGAGGAGUUUAAUGAGUAUGAAGCCAAUGAUCCCUGGGUGCAGCAGCUCAUUGUUAAUUUGGAGCAGCUGAUGGCAGAGUUCAAGGCGGCCCUCUCUCCCGUUAUCUACGACACUCUGACCAGCCUGAUGACCAGCUUGGUAUCCAUUGAAAUGGAGAAGACGGUCCUGAAGUGCUCUUUCAGCAGGCUCGGAGGGCUGCAGUUUGACAAAGAGCUGCGCUCUCUCGUGGCUUACCUCACCACCGUGACAACCUGGACCAUCAGGGACAAGUUUGCCCGCCUCACACAAAUGGCCACCAUCCUCAACUUGGAACGGGUAACUGAGAUCUUGGAUUACUGGGGCCCAAACUCGGGCCCGCUGACAUGGCGGCUGACCCCAGCGGAGGUGCGUCAGGUUCUGGCGCUGCGGAUUGACUUCAGAAGUGAGGAUAUCAAGAGGCUGAGGCUCUAAAUCUAGCACGCUGAUAGUCAGUGAUGGGACUGGAGCGCACACCUUGUGAUGCAUUUCACUAAAGAGCAGCUCUGCAAAAUCCAGGUUUAAUCCAUAUAUCUGUAAAUGGAUGUGGGUUGGGCACGGGCAAAUGGCUGGGGAUUUCUUUUUGGUGGAAACCGCCUCAGUGCUCACCCGGGACAUUUCAGCUUCUGCUCCAUAUACGGUGUCUCUGUGCUCUGCUGAUGCCAGUCUAUACUGCAGUUUAUAGCUGAGUUUUUAGGGGGAGACAAUUAUUCAGUGGUUAUAUGGCAAUGAUGGUGAUCAUUUUGAGGUGAAUAUAUGAGAAUAUUUUCUUUCAUGUGUAAUUAUGUCAUACUGGGAGUUCCAACCUUUUAACCUGUAACUGGCUCCAUGAAACGAGGGCACACUGGGACUGAAGACUGGAGCUCUGCGACCGUCAGUGAAACAGAGCAGUAAUGAACAUCAUCUCCAUUAAACUGACAGAAGCAGGUCAGACAGCUGAUCCAGCCUAGUCAUUCAAUAUAUGAAUAGCUCCUUGUCUGUGAUGAUGGAACACUUUUAACCUAAUAAAUUGAGAGCCGCUGUGGCGUACUUUCUGAUCCCUGCCAUCCACCACAUUUCACGAAGUGCUGCCCUAUUGCCAUGUAAAAGCUGUUCCCGGUCUUUUAUAUACUGUACAUAUUUGUGACAAAGCAAUGAAUGAAGGCAGUGAAGCAUUAAAGUGGGCCAUUCUCAUAA